GUUUGGGGAAUGUGAAGGCCCUGUUCAGACCAUCACCAUCCCUGUCUUGCUUCCUGUGUUCAAACCCAAAACAUGCCCCCAAAGUGUGGAAAAGUCAGAUAAGCCAAUGAUCCCAAACCUUCCAAGCACUUGUCCUGAUGGUGACUAUGGGACUUCUUCAGGCCCAACCUUCCACAGCCUUCCUUCAGGCAUAGGCACAUAUCACCUACAGGCAGACUUUGUGCUGGCUAUCUCACGCCACAUGUCUGAGGAGGGCUACCAGUGUGCCCUGUGCCAGCUGGGCUGUGCCAGCCUGGCCACCUUCAGGCUUACCUGUUGGCCAGCUGGGAGAGGAAGGAAGGGCAACUGCAGCUUCCUCUACAGUGCUGUAUUCACUGUCUGUCCCCCUGAGGAGGAUAGGCGCCCCAGUCCCCAACCCGGCCCCAGCAACCUGUGGAGGGGAGACGACCAGCAGCCUGGCCCCUCCAGGAAGAGGUCCAGCGAGUGCCUCCAGAAUCACUGUCCCGAUACCAAACCCACCAAGAGGCGCAGGAACAAGGAACCUGAGGUAAUCAUCUCUGGCCGAAAGAGGACCAAAAAGAGCAAACACCUCAACAGCCCAGAGCCUGACCACCACACUACAAAGAACCAUAAGAAAAGGUUGAGGUCAAAGCGCAGGCUGCAAGAUAAACUUGAUAGGAAGCUUGCUAAGAAGCUAGCCAAGAGAUACAGGAUUUAA
Coregonus clupeaformis (lake whitefish) is the source of this 718-nucleotide messenger RNA. RefSeq lists its product as uncharacterized. The transcript is spliced from 2 exons. Lineage: Eukaryota; Metazoa; Chordata; Actinopteri; Salmoniformes; Salmonidae. Bases 107 to 718 code for a protein of 203 amino acids. The record is from RefSeq and is a predicted model, not a curated record.